AUGGGCUGGUUAAGAGUGCCGGUGGUCAUAGAUAGGAUAGAGUUGGUCGACGGGUUGAGUGAGAAGUACGCAGUUGGGAUGUAUGCUGAUGGGGUUUUGGCUGAAUGGGCGGCUGGAAUUGUGGUGGAGUUGGCUGGUGGAUUGAGUGUACGGACGGCGGUUGAGCGAUUGUAUAGUGGUAUAGGCCAGUACUGGUUGCCUGGAGUACAGCCUGUGCCAGUAAAUGGGGUUUUAAGUGUAGAAGAGGUAGAAGACAUAGUUGAUAGACGAGUUAGAGAAAGAACAGAGGCUGGGUUUGGGUUUGGCCGGAUAUGGGCACUUGGUCGUGAUUGGGUGAGUGGUGGGGCUGGGGCUUUAGAAGAGGCAUUGUUCUUGAGUAUAGCUGGGGCUUAUGAACAGGCCUUGGCGGUGCUGGGACUUGUGCCUGAAGAGAGUCGAGGUGGACUGUACACGGAAAUACUGCUGACCUGUCGGGUGGGGGCUGGACGAGAAAUUAUAGAUGUGUAUACGGUUGGCGAGAGUUUGUCUUACAUUGAAGAGUUGCGGCGAGUUUUGUGUUUGUACUGCUAUUUGCCGCGGCUGUUAGAGAGUGAGAAACAAAGUGCUGGGUACGUGACAGCUUUGUUAGCUACAAGGAUAAGUUGUGGUGUUGAGUACGGUGUGCGGGUUAUUUUGAACUUGGCAGCAAGUGAGACUUUAAUGGAGUUGGGGGUUGAGCCAAAGAAACAAGUAUUGCUGUUGGUUGAGGCGGGUCGGUGGGCUAUGGUAGUUGCGGGUAAAGUGCCAGGAGUUGGUGAGUGGGCUUUAGAUCUUUAUCGGCGGGCGAUAUCUCAAUGUAAGUUGGCUACAAUUCGGGUUGAAGUUUUAGCCCAAACCUUAGCUAUUGGUACAAGUUUAGGUAUAGUCUUGCCUGAGGUGCACGAAUUAGUGCUGAUUCCGGGCUGGAUGCAAUACUUGGGGGUAGUAGAUGCACACUUAAGAGAAAAGGUCGAGGAACUAGUUUGUGCACCAGAGGCCAGAGUUGUUUGUCGGCGAGUAAUUGGGAAGGCUGAGGUUAAGCGGGGGGUGGCGGCUAAGUUGUCUUAUUACUCGCGAAGGAUUAGACCAGGUGAGCAGGUCUUUAAUGGACAGCAGAUAGAGAUUGCGGUUAAAUUGCCGGCCGCUGUAACUAACGCCGAGGCAUACGUGAUAGUUAACGGGCAGCCGUACGGCUUGGAUGAACAGAAACGAGUGAAAGUGACCGUACAACAUCAUGGUGAAAAGGAGGUGUGUGAGGUUAGGAUUUCGGAAGUUCGUAUACGCCGUGGGGGCAGUUGCUUGGUCAUGAAACUAUCUGCGCGGUUGCUAGUUAAUCAGAAGAAUUUCGUGGUGCCACAACUGGCAAGUGUGCCUGCUUGUGGGCCGUUUGGAUGGUGCCGCGUAUGGACUCAGGGUUGCCAGCCAGUCGGUCGUGGUCUUUGGGUUAAUGAAGACGGAGUUGGGUAUAAACGGGCGAAACAGCGGAAGUUCAUAGUUCGAGAUUGUACUGGAGCGCGAGUGCAAGUGGAAACUCAGGAAGUUCAUUUGGAGAGUUCAAAGCUUCGAGUUAAGUUUAGGAUUAAUCGACGUAAUGAAGUGUGCUGGCAGAUGAGUGGUGAAUACCGGCGAAUGCGUGUGUACGGUCCAUGGAAGGUGCAAAAGAACCGACUGAUACCGCGUCAAAAACUACGAAUUAGUCGUGGGUCAGAGGAUGAUCUGCCGGUUAGUGAUCCAGAAGUUGCUAAAGAAAGCACCAUUAGCAAGGCCAUAUACCAGUUGCUUAGCCGCUCGGCCAAGGAAAACAAGAUGAAGCCACUAAAAAUGGCGAUUAGAGAGAAGUUCUUCGCUAGAGAUGAGAUUGUUCGGGCGCUAGCAAUCCAUGGCAAAAAGGAUCCCUUAGCAUACUUGCCUAGUAUAGCCGGUUCUGAUCCAGUACUAGUUCUUUACACCGAGCACAAUAUUCAGAUAGUGCGUAUUGGGUUAGAAAAACGAGUGGCCGAUAAUCAGUACAGUUUAUGGUCCAGUUGGGCUCAUUUGGCAGGCCUAUCUGAAAGGUAUAUGUUUGCAGCUGGGGCCGAAAGUGUCGCACGGAUUCGUGCUAUGCUACAACGAGAACGAGAAGUCACUGAAGAGCACCGGUGGUAUUUAGGAGGCCUGGAUGUACGUGCUAGUGAAAAGAAAGGCAAACAUACUUUAUCUAUCCGCAACUACUCCCUAUUCCGCCAUUUUGUACUUAUGGUUGGGAUGAAGAUGCUUUGUCUAUCUCCGGGCGAACGUGUUCUUUGUCUCCUCAACAACCAGGUGAACUCCAACGAUAUUUGCAUCUCACCAGCCAACUAA
Molecule: messenger RNA, 2358 nt
Organism: Nematocida homosporus
Lineage: Eukaryota; Fungi; Microsporidia
Exons: 1
Coding region: 1-2358 (785 amino acids)
Source: RefSeq, a predicted model, not a curated record